This is a messenger RNA of Prosopis cineraria, 5217 nucleotides long. RefSeq lists its product as uncharacterized. Gene Ontology annotation, biological process: signal transduction; defense response. The transcript is spliced from 12 exons. The coding region runs from base 77 to 5071 and encodes 1664 amino acids. The record is from RefSeq and is a predicted model, not a curated record. NCBI's taxonomy places the organism in Eukaryota, Viridiplantae, Streptophyta, Magnoliopsida, Fabales, Fabaceae. Gene Ontology annotation, molecular function: ADP binding.
ACAUCCAAUAAAUUUCCUCCCGUCUUCAACGCUUCAAUCAUUGUGCAAAUUUCUCUCUUCAAAUCUCAGCAGAACCAUGGCGAUUCAAGUGGCGGCGCCAUCAUCAUCCCUUGGCUUCACCAGCAGCAAAACCAAGUAUAGAUAUGAUGUUUUCCUCAGUUUCAGGGGUGAAGAUACUCGACUCACCUUCACUGUUCGUCUCCACGAUGCUCUGUGCCGGAAGGGAAUCAACGCCUUCAUCGACGACAAGAAGCUCGCGAAAGGGGAAGAGAUCUCACCUACGCUUCUCAAAGCCAUAGAGAAAUCCAGGAUUUCCAUUAUUGUGUUCUCCACCAACUAUGCUACUUCAACGUGGUGCCUCGAGGAACUUGCCCGCAUCGUUUGGUGUAGGAAGCAGAAGAACCAGGUGGUGAUGCCCAUCUUCUACAAGGUGGAUCCCUUGGAUGUUCAGAAGCAAAGAAAUAGCUUUGGAGAAGCCAUGGCUGAUCAUAAAGCUGGUAGGUUCAAGAAUGAACAGGAGAAAGUGCAAAAAUGGAGGGCCGCUUUGCAUGAAGCUGCUAGUUUGUCACCAGCAUGGCUUUUCGAAGAUGGAUGUGAAUCUGGCUUUAUUGAAAGGAUUGUCGAACAUGCAUAUUCUAUGAUACCUCCUAAACGCUUCCAGAACAUUGAUCAUAUGGUUGGACUUGAAACUCGCAUAGAGGAAGUGAUGUCACUUAUGGAUAAAUCUGAUGACCGAGUUUGUAUGUUGGGCAUUUAUGGAACUGGUGGAAUAGGAAAAACAACACUUGCAAAAGCUUUGUAUAAAUUAAUCUUCUACCAAUUUGACGGUGCAUGUUUUUUGUUUGAUGUUCGAGAAGAAUCAAAUAAAUAUCAAAGUAUUAUUCGUCUUCAACAGACACUUCUAUCAGAGAUUCUUGGGGAACAGAAAAUGCAGCUUAAUAGUGUUGAUGAAGGAAUCUCAUACAUAAAACACAGACUCUCUAGCAAGAAGGUUUUGUUGGUUCUGGAUGAUGUUGAUGAGUUUAAACAGUUAGAACAACUUGCAGGGGGGCGUGAUUGGUUUGGUUGUGGAAGCAAGAUUAUUAUAACAACAAGAAAUAAGGAAUUGCUCAUUGCACGUAAUGUUGAGAAAACAUAUGAAGUGAAGGAGCUAAGUCGACUUUGCUCUCUUGAACUCUUCUGUUGGCAUGCCUUUCGUAUGAGCCAACCUCCAAAUGGCUAUGAAAAUAUGUCCAAUCAUGUUAUUAGAUAUGUACAUGGCCUUCCUCUAGCUUUAAAAUUAGUAGGCUCCAAUUUGGCACAUAAGGACUUUGAAGAAUGGAGAUCUACGUUGGAACAGUACAAGAGAAUCCCUGAAAGAACAAUCCAUGAGGUACUUAAGAUAAGCUAUGAUUGCUUACCAGAUGGUGCUAAGCGUGUUUUUCUAGAUAUUGCUUGUUUCUUUAAGAAGAAGGCAUUAGAAUUCAUUGAAGACAUACUAGAAGCUUGUGAUGAUGGGGCAAGGUUUUAUAUUGAAGUCCUUGUUGAUAAAUCUCUGAUCACUAUUGAUGAAAAUAGCAGUCGCUUGUACAUGCAUGAUCUCAUACAACAAAUGGGCAAGGAGAUUGUUAGGCAAGAAGGGCCAUCAAAUCUUGGUCAACGCAGUAGUAGAUUAUGGUAUUACAGAGAUGUUCUUGAAGUGCUACAAGAAAAUUCAGGAAGCAGUAAUAUUGAAGGAAUAAUACUUGAUCCACCUCAUCAAGAAAAAGUGGAGUGGGGUGGUAUAGCAUUUGAGAAGAUGAAUAAUCUCAAGAUUCUCAUCAUUCGAAAUGCCCAAUUUUCAACAAGUUCUAAAUAUUUUCCAAAUACUUUAAGAUUACUUGACUGGAAAGGAUAUCCUUCUAUGACUUUACCGCCAAAUUUUUCUCCUUCGAAGCUAAUUUGCUUGAAGUUAAAUGGAAGUCAGUUCACAUUGGAAGAGCCAUUCAAGAAGUCUGAAUUCAUGACACAUGUGACAUAUUUGGAUUUCUCAAAGUGUCAAUUCAUUACCGAAGUACCAGAUAUGUCUCAGUUGCAAAAUUUAAAAACAAUGAUCGUUAAUAAAUGUCUGAAUCUGACCAAAGUUCACGAUUCAGUGGGAUCCCUCAGCAAGCUUGAAAGAUUAGAUGUUAGUGAAUCAGAACCAUGGCGAUUCAAGUGGCGGCGCCAUCAUCAUCCCUUGGCUUCACCAGCAGCAAAACCAAGUAUAGAUAUGAUGUUUUCCUCAGUUUCAGGGUGUGAAGAUACUCGACUCUCACCUUCACUGUUCGUCUCCCACGAUGCUCUGUGCCGGAAGGGAAUCAACGCCUUCAUCGACGACAAGAAGCUCGCGAAAGGGGAAGAGAUCUCACCUACGCUUCUCAAAGCCAUAGAGAAAUCCAGGAUUUCCAUUAUUGUGUUCUCCACCAACUAUGCUACUUCAACGUGGUGCCUCGAGGAACUUGCCCGCAUCGUUUGGUGUAGGAAGCAGAAGAACCAGAAGCAAAGAAAUAGCUUUGGAGAAGCCAUGGCUGAUCAUAAAGCUGGUAGGUUCAAGAAUGAACAGGAGAAAGUGCAAAAAUGGAGGGCCGCUUUGCAUGAAGCUGCUAGUUUGUCACAGCAUGCAUGGGCUUUCGAAGAUGGGAUUGUCGAACAUGCAUAUUCUAUGAUACCUCCUAAACGCUUCCAGAACAUUGAUCAUAUGGUUGGACUUGAAACUCGCAUAGAGGAAGUGAUGUCACUUAUGGAUAAAUCUGAUGACCGAACACUUCUAUCAGAGAUUCUUGGGGAACAGAAAAUGCAGCUUAAUAGUGUUGAUGAAGGAAUCUCAUACAUAAAACACAGACUCUCUAGCAAGAAGGUUUUGUUGGUUCUGGAUGAUGUUGAUGAGUUUAAACAGUUAGAACAACUUGCAGGGGGGCGUGAUUGGUUUGGUUGUGGAAGCAAGAUUAUUAUAACAACAAGAAAUAAGGAAUUGCUCAUUGCACGUAAUGUUGAGAAAACAUAUGAAGUGAAGGAGCUAAGUCGACUUUGCUCUCUUGAACUCUUCUGUUGGCAUGCCUUUCGUAUGAGCCAACCUCCAAAUGGCUAUGAAAAUAUGUCCAAUCAUGUUAUUAGAUAUGUACAUGGCCUUCCUCUAGCUUUAAAAUUAGUAGGCUCCAAUUGGGCACAUAAGGACUUUGAAGAAUGGAGAUCUACGUUGGAACAGUACAAGAGAAUCCCUGAAAGAACAAUCCAUGAGGUACUUAAGAUAAGCUAUGAUUGCUUACCAGAUGGUGCUAAGCGUGUUUUUCUAGAUAUUGCUUGUUUCUUUAAGAAGAAGGCAUUAGAAUUCAUUGAAGACAUACUAGAAGCUUGUGAUGAUGGGGCAAGGUUUUAUAUUGAAGUCCUUGUUGAUAAAUCUCUGAUCACUAUUGAUGAAAAUAGCAGUCGCUUGUACAUGCAUGAUCUCAUACAACAAAUGGGCAAGGAGAUUGUUAGGCAAGAAGGGCCAUCAAAUCUUGGUCAACGCAGUAGAUUAUGGUAUUACAGAGGAAGCAGUAAUAUUGAAGGAAUAAUACUUGAUCCACCUCAUCAAGAAAAAGUGGAGUGGGGUGGUAUAGCAUUUGAGAAGAUGAAUAAUCUCAAGAUUCUCAUCAUUCGAAAUGCCCAAUUUUCAACAAAAACAAUGAUCGUUAAUAAAUGUCUGAAUCUGACCAAAGUUCACGAUUCAGUGGGAUCCCUCAGCAAGCUUGAAAGAUUAGAUGUUAGUGAAUGCCCUAUACUUACAAGCUUUCCACAUGAAAUCAACAUGGCAUCUCUUCAAGAGCUUAACCUCGAAUUUUGCAAGAGUCUUGACUACUUCCCACAUAUAGUGGGAAAGAUGGAACAUCUCUUUAUAGUUUCUGCAGUUAUGACCGCUAUUAAAGAGCUCCCACCUUCCAUUGGAAAUCUUCCACCGCUAUGUAGUUUAGAUUUAAGCUCCUGCACAAGUCUUAGGGAGCUUCCAAAUAGCCUAUUGACGUUGCCAAAUCUUGAGGAUCUUGGGUUGGAAGGCAUUCACUCUCUUGGUAGAGAAUCUUUGAAGACAAUGAUGCAACAGAGUCAAUCAAUUAUUUGCUGUGAAAAUAUAGAAACCUUGAAUCUCAGAAAUUUCGGUCUAUUGGAUGAAGAUCUUCACCUGACUUUGAAAUGUUUUCAGAAUGUGGAAGACCUGGAUCUAUCAGGGAAUGAUUUUGUGUCACUUCCUGAGUGCAUUAAAGAGUGUGCGUAUUUGGAGAGACUAUCUCUGACUAACUGCAAGAGGCUAAGAGACAUAGUGGAGCUGCCAUCAUCGCUGCAACACAUAGCUGCGGAGAACUGCAUGUCAUUAACUAUGGAAUCGAUAGGCCGUUUAUGGUCUCAGGCGAAAGAGGGCUUUGCCAUGGAAAUCGUUAUGCCGGCAACAACAUUUCCUGAUUGGUUAGACUAUUGUUGUAAAGGAGCAAAAUUGUCUUUUCGUGUUCGUGGAAAUAUGCCUCGUAUCGUCUUCGCAUACCAGACGGGGAAAGCAAACACAAAGUGGGUUUACAUGGUGGAAGUUUUUAUGAGCAUCAACGGUUGUAAUAAAAUGCCAUGGAUACAAACUGAUCGUGUUGCAAGGAAAAGGGGUCGUGUUUUGUAUAAAGUAGGUGAUCAAGGUCAUGUAUAUUUCUUUGAUCUGCUUAGUGACUUUAGUGAAGAGUUAGAGGAGCUUAAUAAGUUUCUGGGAUUGGAUUGGAAUGACGUGGACAUACAAGUUACAUGUGACCCACCUGAUCUCUCCAUAGUGAACUGUGGUAUUUAUGUGGAUAAGCGACAAACGAACAUGGAGAAUAUCCAGUUCAAGUCUCCUCUGCUCUCCAUGAAUGCUUCAACAACUUCAUUGAAACGAAAAGCUAUAGCUUCUCAUCCAAACGAGCCACCCAGGAAGCACCUGAGAAGGUUCAAAGAGAAGACCAAUUACACAAAUAAAACGACAAGGAAAUCUAAACGUCACCAGAUUUUUCAUUCGCAGUACAAGAGAAAGAUGUUUUUUCCAAUGGCUAAGCAUCUUUGGAGAGCUUUGUACUCUUAGGUAUCAAAUAUUACCUUUAGUUAAUAAAAAGGAUAUAUGCAUGAUUGUUAAUUCCAAUGUGACGAUUAAUUCCCUUUUUUAACGUAUUAUCAGAAUAAAUUGGAUAUAUAUAUAUAUAUAUAUAUUUACGAUGUAAAUAUUAUGUA